This is a messenger RNA of Camelina sativa (false flax), 1812 nucleotides long. RefSeq lists its product as uncharacterized. Lineage: Eukaryota; Viridiplantae; Streptophyta; Magnoliopsida; Brassicales; Brassicaceae. The record is from RefSeq and is a predicted model, not a curated record.
CAUACCUUUUCCGAUUUCAGAUCCAACCUUUUUUUUCUUCUUCUUUAACCAUCUAUCCAUGGAUUCUGAGGGAGUGUUAAUAUCGGUCAUCCACGAGCAUCUAUACUAUUCUCGUAAGAGCUUAUUCGUUCAUUUACACUGUUUUAAGUACCCACCACCAGAGGUUAUUGACAUUUCCAAGACGCAUCACCACAAGCUCACCCUUCUCAAGAAGCGGGUCAAGGACUUCGAAUGUGCUGCUAAAUGUGGGAAGAUUACUGGUUAUGAGUUUCCAUACAUAUGUCAUGAAUGUGAUUUAGCCUUCCAUGUAGAUUGCGUGUGGCAUACGUCAGAAGUAAAACACCCUUUAGAGGUAAACCACUCUUACCACCCUUGGCACCCUCUUAAGCUCCACACAGGUCCAUUACCAGACUAUUCUGACGGAAAAUGUCGUCUUUGCUCAAGAGAGAUUGAUGUUGACUUGUUUUAUCAUUGUUCUUCGUGUAAUUUCACCUUGGAUAUGUGUUGUGUUUUAAAUCCACCACAACUAUCUCUUCUGAAUUUGAAAGCUCAUGACCACCAACUCACCCUUCUCCCAAGACUCCGUUCUUUUACAUGUAACGCUUGCGGUUUGACUGGCGAUCGAAGCCCUUACAUCUGUGUUCAAUGUGACUUCAUGAUCCAUCAGGACUGUCUUGACCUUCCACGCGUCAUAAACAUUAAUCGGCAUGAUCACCGCAUUUCUAGAACCCCUGUUCUUGGUGUUGUGAAUUCUGUAUGUGGAGUUUGUCGCCAAGAGGUGGAUUGGACUUGUGGAGGUUUUUCUUGUCAUAGGUGUCCCGACUAUGUCGUUCAUUCGAAAUGUGCUACUAGGUAUGAUGUGUGGAAUGGGAAAGAACUUGAAGGAGUUCCUGAAGAAACAGAAGAUAUAGAGCCAUUUGUGGUAAUAGACAACACAAUACAACAUUUCAGCCACAAAGAGCAUUACCUAAGACUCCACGUUAAUGGUGUUAUAUGUGACGACAACAAGCGGUGCAGGGCAUGCACCCAUCCCAUCUGUCUCGAAUCCUUCUACAGUUGUAUGGAUUGUGACUUUAUUUUCCACCAAAACUGCGCUGGAUUUCCUCGAAUGAAACGACAUGUGCUACACAAUGAGCGUCUUACUCUAAUUACAAACAAGUCUGAUUAUUUUCGGUGUCAUGCUUGCGAUAGAUGGUCCAAUGGUUUCAGAUACUAUAAUUGGCUCAAGACACUCGAUGUUCGGUGCGCUUCAAUUUCUGAGCCAUUUUUCCAUCCAAGUCAUUUUGGUUCUGCCUUAUAUUACACUUCAGCAAAUGAAGAACUUUGUUGCAAUGGCUGCAAAGAGAAGAGUUAUCAUGUGCUCAGGUGCAUUGAAUUGAAUUGUGGAUUUGCUAUAUGCUUCAAUUGCGCCACUAUGCCACAAGUGGUAAAGCAUAGAACUGAGGAUCAUCCUCUCUCACUAUGCUAUGGUGAAAAGGCUAGUGGCAAAUACUGGUGUGACAUUUGUGAAGAAGAAACCAAUCCAGAGACUUGGUUCUACACAUGUAAAGACCAACAAGCUAGUUUACAUACAAAUUGUGUGCUUGGAGACUUUUCAGGGCUCAUGCCAAAAACCACGAUUGAAUAUGAGCAAAAAUAUUUUGAGGUGGUGCUCAAUAAUGGUAUAACUCGUCCAAUUUGCAGGUGGUGUAACUUGCAUUGCAUUUUUCCUAUCAUCGUGAAGAAACAUGCAACCUAUGAUAAAUACUAUUGCUCUAUGUUUUGCAUGACUCAUCCUAUCUAUCUAAAGCACGAUUUCUAGCGAGUGGGGUU